Messenger RNA from Vespula pensylvanica (western yellowjacket), 571 nucleotides. It is a transcript of the gene Srp19, whose product is annotated as signal recognition particle 19 kDa protein. The record is from RefSeq and is a predicted model, not a curated record. Bases 66 to 512 code for a protein of 148 amino acids. Gene Ontology annotation, molecular function: 7S RNA binding. Gene Ontology annotation, biological process: SRP-dependent cotranslational protein targeting to membrane, signal sequence recognition; SRP-dependent cotranslational protein targeting to membrane. Lineage: Eukaryota; Metazoa; Arthropoda; Insecta; Hymenoptera; Vespidae. The transcript is spliced from 3 exons. Gene Ontology annotation, cellular component: signal recognition particle, endoplasmic reticulum targeting.
AUCUUUUUUUUUUUUUUUUCUUAUCACUUCACGUAUAUUUCUUUGAUCCGUAUUUUUAUUAAUUAAUGAACAUGGCGCAGGUUUGGAAUCCAUCAAAGAAACACAGCGAAUUUGCAAGAUGGGUGUGCAUUUAUCCCGUGUAUAUAAAUAGUAAGAAGACUUUGGCCGGUGGUAGAAAAUUGACUAAAGAGAAAUGUGUUGAGAACCCUACCGCACAUGAAAUUCUGGAUGUACUUCUAGCGACAGGCUUUAAUGCUCGUUUGGAAAAUAAGUUACACCCACGUGAACGUAGUAAAGAAAUGCCAUAUUAUGGACGUGUACGUGUACAGUUGAAACAAGACGAUGGAACACCAGUAAGGCCUGAUUUUCCUACUAGGGAUUCCCUUUUGCUUCAUCUUGGUACCACGAUACCAAAGUUGAAGACCCGUCAAGGAAAGCAAGCUUCUGGCGAUCAAUCUUCUCAGUCAUCUGCUUCUUCAUCUAAAAAAGGAAAGGGUAAAGGCAGAAGAUAAUAAAGGGUUAAGGAAAUAUUACUAUGUAUUAAAAAAUAUUUUUCUUAUUUAUUUAAUAA